GGCCGGUCUCUAUGGCAACGGGCUGUACACUACCGCAACGGAGCUAGUUUCUGCUCCAAAGUCAUGGCUAGCCCCGGGACGCGUUACUACAGUUUCUCCAAGUCCAGAACACGUACACAAUCUUCAGGAGAGACUACAGAAGCCAAGAGCGUUGAGAAACGAAAGCUCUCUCAGAAACGAAGAACACUGCCCUUGCAGUUAUCCAUGGGUGGCCACCUGUCCCCAUGGCCAACGUACACCAGUGGCCAGACGAUUCUGCACAAACGAAAGCCCUGUUCGGAGGACUGCCGGAAAAGAGUCAAUAGCUGGCAGCAGCAGCCCCUGGGCGCUUCCAAGCCCAGGUACCUGGAGCAACUGGAGAAUUACCUGCGCAAGGAGCUCCUCCUGCUGGACCUGGGCACGGAUUCUGCACAAGAGCUGCGGCUGCAGCCUUACAGGGAGAUCUUUGAGUUCUUCAUAGAGGAUUUCAAGACAUACAAGCCAUUGUUAUCCUCCAUCAAGAAUGCAUAUGAGGUGAUGCUGGCCCACCAAAGGGAGAAAAUUCGGUCCCUGGAGCCCCUGAAGGCCAAGAUUGUCAGUAUGAACGAGGACUGCAGUGAGAGGAUCCUGGCCAUGAGGGCUGAGGAGAAGUACGAAAUCUCCUUGCUCAAGAAAGAGAAGAUGAAUUUGCUAAAACUCAUUGAUAAAAAGAAUGAAGAGAAGAUCUCAUUGCAGAGUGAGGUGACCAAACUGAGGAAGAGCUUGGCUGAGGAGUACCUUCGCUACCUUACUGAGCGAGAUGCCCGCAAGAUUCUUAUUGGGGACCUGAAUGAGCUGCGCUACCAGCGGGAAGACAUGUCACUAGCCCAGUCCCCAGGUGUUUGGGGAGAGGACCCUGUGAAGCUAACGCUGGCACUGAAGAUGACCCGACAAGACCUGACCCGCACUCAGAUGGAACUCAACACCAUGAAAGCCAACUUCGGAGAUGUGGUACCCAGGAGAGACUUUGAAAUGCAGGAGAAGACCAACAUGGAACUUCAAGAGCAGCUGGAAAGUCUGAGAGCUGACUAUGAAGAGGUCCGAAAGGAGCACGAGUUAUUACUGCAGCUGCACAUGACCACGCUGAAGGAGCGGGACCAGUUCCAUCACGAGCUGCAGGAGAUCCUUCGCACCUCCACCCCUCGACCUGACUGGACCAAAUGUGAAGGUAUCAUAUUAGGGGGUGCAGAACGCUGGCUAAUGCUGGCUGAAGGAAAGAACAGUGACCAGCUGGUGGAUGUGUUGCUGGAGGAGAUUGGCAGUGGUCUGCUUCGGGAGAAAGACUUCUUCCCUGGCCUGGGCUUUGGGGAAUCUGUCCCUGCUUUCCUUCGGUUUGAUGGCCCUGUGGAGAACAAGAAGCCGAGCAAGAAGGAGGUGGUCAAUCUCCUUGUAGAUGCCUGGAAGGAACGUAUUGCAGAGGAGCAGAAAGAGUCAUUUCCAGAUUUCUUCUUCAAUUUUCUGGAGCGUCGCUUUGGGAUCAAUGAUGCCAUAGCUUGGGCUUACACCAUUUUUGAAAGUAUCAAACUCUUUCAAUCCAAUGAGAUCAUGAGUCAGUUCUAUGCAGUCUUGAUAGGCAAGAAGCUGGAGAGUGUAUAUAUCAACCAAAUGGAGACACUGUCCCACCUGCAGAAGGAGAUGGCCAACGUUGACACUCAGAAUGAGGGGCUAAUAACCAUGGAGCAAUUCAGCACCAUCCUCAAGAAUACUUUUCCUCUCAAGAAGGAAGACCAAAUUCAGGAGCUAAUGGAGGCAGCAGGCUGGGGUCCAGACAUCAGCAGUACAGAAGUGUUCAACUACCGAAUACUGUUUACUGAGGAUGAGGAGGGCCAGAGUGAGCCGUUUGUGCAAAAGCUGCGGGAACAGUAUGACAGUGAAAAGGAAGCAUACUUGCAAGAAUUGAAGCAGGAUCUGGGCCUAGAGCUCCCCGAUGAGGUGAACUUAUUGAAGAUGCGUGUGGCCCUGAUGAACAUCGAUCCCAGCCUGGACAAGCAGACGCUGAGCAACUAUCUGAGCCAGGCCUUUCAGCUCCCUGUGGCAGAACUGCCUUUGGAGGAUGAUGAAAAGCAGGAGGAAAUUGUAGUAAAACUUGAGACUGCAAUUGAACGGCUUCAGAUGGCAGACAUCAAGCGUGUAGGACUGCGAGGAGAGCCAGAGCCAACAAGCUAGAAACCUCAUGGGCAACUUAAGUACUCCAGUGUUGCUAAACUUCCAGUAUAAAAUUAUUUAUCUAAAUUUAUAUCUUCCAGGCUGGCUGGAAAGUCAAGUGUUGGGGUAUGGGGUAAAAGGAUCUGGGCAGACAUGUACCAAAAAGCAGAAAAACCCAUUUGUGAGACUUUAUUGGGGCUAGGAGAUGAGAAGGAGACCUUGAUGAUUGUGUGGGUCCAAGUUGUCCAAGGUAGGGAGAGGGCAAGUGUUAAGGCCUGGCCACUACUGGGCAGGGAAGACAGAAUUGCCGCUGAAUGCACAGGGGAUGAGUAGCUGCCGGUACUCUAAGGGCAGGUACCGCUCCACAAGCACGUGCAGCGAGACUUGAUCCGUGACUAGUCCCUGCCUGUAUCAGAGGAAAGGAAGGUCAGGCCGAAUCAGCACCAGCACCCCCAUGCUCAGCCUCCCUUUGAUGUCCACUUACCGUCGUAACAGCAGCUCUAAAUCUUCUAGCUUCACAGUCUUACGGCCAGCAUGAGCAGAAAAUACCUCCAGGUCAUUGCAAAGGUGCUGGAAAUACUUGUCGAGGCUGCCAAGAAGGGUGGGAUAGAGCAGGCUGAGCAGUCUGUUUAUGCGACGGCACUUCUACCCACUCACAUGCUAGACUCACCACUUCUCCACCAUCUCGAGAGCCGCCUUCUCCACAGGCAUCUUGGUAUAGAAGCUAAAGAGCUUCAUAUAGUGGCUCAGUCCAGCCUUGUAGGGGUCUUGGCGGUGCCUAGCACCUGCAGUUCCCUUCCUGGAAGGAAGCGUGGCUGGCACAGACUCCAGAGGCUCUGAACUAAGGACAGGAGCAGACAGAAGUGACCGAACUGCCGUUUGGGAAGGCUCUUCAUUUUAGGACAAGUCCUGCUAGCUCUGCUGAAUCUGGGACUGGUGCUCAUUAAGAAGACUGAAUAAGAAAUGCAACUAUCAGCCA
Molecule: messenger RNA, 3142 nt
Organism: Onychomys torridus (southern grasshopper mouse)
Lineage: Eukaryota; Metazoa; Chordata; Mammalia; Rodentia; Cricetidae
Gene: Tsnaxip1
Product: translin associated factor X interacting protein 1
Exons: 16
Coding region: 64-2184 (706 amino acids)
Cellular component (GO): cytoplasm
Source: RefSeq, a predicted model, not a curated record